Messenger RNA from Maniola jurtina (meadow brown), 3474 nucleotides. It is a transcript of the gene Ppt2, whose product is annotated as lysosomal thioesterase PPT2 homolog. The transcript is spliced from 6 exons. Gene Ontology annotation, molecular function: thiolester hydrolase activity; palmitoyl hydrolase activity. NCBI's taxonomy places the organism in Eukaryota, Metazoa, Arthropoda, Insecta, Lepidoptera, Nymphalidae. The coding region runs from base 243 to 1136 and encodes 297 amino acids. Gene Ontology annotation, cellular component: lysosome. The record is from RefSeq and is a predicted model, not a curated record.
AACGAUUUCAAAUUCAAUGUUCUAUUUUUCUAUUUGUAAUUUGUAUUAUUUCCCUCUGAAUAGCCACUGUGUUGUGUUUAUUAUUUCUAUAUUUGUAAAUACGUGUUUUAAGAGGCUUCAGUGAAAAAUGUUGAUUUAAUUAUGUAAACAGCUGUGAUGCAGUGGCAUUGACCUUUGUUUAUUGUUAUCGGGAACCUUUGUUCCCGAACUAGGUACAAUCCUUGUACAAUCUAGUCCAAUUUAUGUUUGCAAUCAUUUCUAAAUCAAUGUUUACAAUGGAUAGAAAUCUUGUGGUCCUCGUUCUAUUUUUUUUAUUUGUUCAUCUAUGUUCUACUUACAAACCUGUGGUGUUAAUUCAUGGGAUCAUGACUGGCAGUGGCAGUAUGGAAAUGAUUAACCAUAGGAUCCAAGAGAAACAUCCGGGCACAAAAGUGUAUAAUGUGAACAGAUUUGAGAGUUGGUCGAGCUUGGAGACCAUGUGGCAUCAAGUCAUGGAGAUUGGAAUGGAUGUAGCCAACUUUUCCAGUCAACAUCCAGAAGGAAUCAAUCUUAUUGGGUAUUCCCAAGGUGGUUUAGUUGCAAGAGGAAUUGUGCAGACAUUUUCAAAUGUUUCUGUUAGCACUUUUAUAUCACUGAGUUCUCCUCAAGCUGGGCAGUAUGGAGCUGGUUUCCUUCAUGUAGUGUUCCCUGGCUUAGUAAAAGAAUCAGCAUAUGAACUGUUUUAUUCUCGGGUUGGACAACACACCUCAGUGGGCAACUAUUGGAAAGACCCUUACCAUCAGACUUUGUACGAGACAUAUAGUGUGUACCUGCCUUAUAUCAAUAAUCAUAUUCAAUCUGCGAAGUCGGACGAUUUCAAGAAGAACAUGCUUCGAUUGAAAAGAUUAGUUCUCAUUGGGGGGCCCGAUGACCAAGUUAUUACACCCUGGGAAAGUAGCCAAUUCGGUUACUACGGCGUAAACGAAACGGUAGUAGAGAUGCGUGACCAGGAGAUCUACCAAUCCGAUAGAAUCGGCUUAAGGGCGCUCGACGAAAGUAACCGUCUGCAUAUAGUCACCGUGCCUGGAGUCAACCAUUUCAACUGGCACAUGAACGUGAGCAUAGUCGACGACUAUCUGUUGCCAUACUUAGAUUAAUAGCUUAAGGGCGCUCGACGAAAGCAAUCGACUGCACAUAGUCAUCGUGCCAGAAGUCAACCAUUUCAACUGGCACAUGAACGUGAGCAUAAUCGACGACCAUCUGUUGCCAUACUUAGAUUAAUAGCUUAAGGUCGCUCGACGAAAGCAAUCGACUGCACAUAGUCAUCGUGCCAGAAGUCAACCAUUUCAACUGGCACAUGAAUGUGAGCAUAGUCGACUAUGUAUAAACUGUUCCUAUAUAGUAGAUUUAUAUCCAAAAGUUCGCUUAUUACAAAAUUAGAUGUCGCUAAACGCAGUUAAAUCGCGCUGGUGAGGUUUUUAUUCAUAAAAUGAGACUAAUUUAAACAAUAAAGUAUCUUUUUGUUCAUUACCAAAUUAUUUUGAUGAAAUCGAGAGAUAAGAUUGUUAUCUUUAACGUAAACUGAUAUACAUGUCCAAAACUUUAAUUAGUGAAAAUAAUGUAAGAUUAAACAAUUAGUGAUAAAAAUGUAAUAUUUUUUGUAUUAUAUAGUCAUGUUAUAUUAUUUAUUAUGUAAUAUUAAUUCAAAAUUAUUAUUUAUUAAUCCAUCGAAUCCUUUACCAGUGCAUAAUUUUAGUUAUAAGUAGACAAUUUUUUAAGUGUUUUUUUUUUGGUUUGUGAUAAUUAUUGUUAUUUUAAUUUAGACUAAAUUUUAUAUUAGAAUCUCAUUUUGUUUACUUACUGGUUACAUUUACAAAUAUCUACAAUGUAUUUUAGAUUUAAUUUCGUGAAUUUAAUAAGAAAAAUGGAAUAGAUCAUACUUAUAAAAAUGACUAUUAAUAGUAAUCUUAAAAUAAAAUAAAAUAAUAUAACUAUCGAUGUAUUGCUCUGAAAUGGAGAUAUAAUUAUACAAGUCCGCUGGAAAAUGUGUGGCCUCAUGUCAAGAGUGAAUAGGCAACUUCUAGGCAAACUCGCUCCAUCUUAGGCUGCAUCACCACCUGCUAGCAGGUCUGAUUGCAGCCAAGCGCUAGUCUAUAAAUUAAAAAAAAAUGGUCUUCGUGUUGACAGUAUGUUUACAAUGAUAUCUCAUCACUAAUAUUUAGUUCCGAGUACGCUCACAUGGCGCUCACUGCUGCCGCCAAAAUGGCGAAAAUCAAAUUGCUUUAAAACCUGGUCGACAAUCGUAAGUCCAGCGUACUCGCAUUAGUAGAGGUCAGUGAUGCACUGUAAAAAAACACAUGUACAUUUGUAUUGUGAUAACGUCCCAUUGUUCUUCAAUACGUAAUGAUCUUGAAGAUCGUCAUUGAUGUCAGUCAUUCAACUUGAAUUUUGUAAAGAUUGGCGCACAUUACAAUAAUUAGGUAUGUCGUUUGACCAGACAUUUCAUAAAUGGGCUCAAUACACGCUCAAUACAUGUAAAAUUUUAGAUUUAUUGUACUCAAACGACCAGCUGUCGUUAAGUCUUUAAGACUAAAAUCGCUGUAACCUUUGUUCAUUAUGGAAUAUUUUCUAACACAAAAAAUCGACAAAAGUCAAGUACCACAAAAAUAUUAUAGUGUCGUGUACACUGACCAUUGUCUUAGGGCACGUGCACACGAACAACUUCUUUCUACGCAGUGUCAUGAUCCCACAUCAAAGACGAUAUCAUAUUCACUGAUAUAAGUAACUUAUAGUCGCGAAAAUAUCGUACUUUUGCAACAGCAGAUUAAACUAAUUUCGCGAUCGCGUACCGUGCGGUUUAAUCUUGCAAAUAGUUUCGUAUAUAAUCGUCACGCGAAAUUUCUUAUCCAUCCAAACUUCUAUCGAGCCAGUGCCAAUCCAUCAUAGAUAUUUCCUUUUAUGUUAUUUUUAUUUUAGCACAAAGAUCAUUUGAAUGAUUGCAUACACGAAGGCAAUGCAACUGAGCGAGGCGUCAUUUUUUCUCAACUGAAGAAGCGCGAAAACUCUUGCUUGUUAGACGAAAACUUUUUCAGCUCAUGUUUCAAAAUGAUAGUAUAUAUCGUCGCGGAAAUAAUCACUUUCGCCAUUAUUUCGUAAAUGUAAUAUCGGAUCAAGUUUUAUUGCGACGCGACAGUCGCAGGUGAUUUAUGGACGACGCAACUGCGCAACUGUACCGGUGAAAAACAGUCGUUCGUGCGUGCGGACCCUUACGUUUUUUAAAUGUAUUGAAUAAUAUUAUGUUUUAUUGAAUCUCAUGGAAUCUCAUCUUUUAGAGAUGUAAAAAAUGUAACAUAAGUAAUAACUAUUAUAUUAUAAUAAACAUAUUAUUUACAAAUCUCAUUAUUUAGAUUUAGAAAGUAAGUGCAUGGCUGUUUUAUACAUUAGUUUUUUUACUCGUAAUGAUUUUGUGCAAAUAAAUUUUUAUACUUUGAUAUA